Messenger RNA from Antechinus flavipes (yellow-footed antechinus), 9850 nucleotides. It is a transcript of the gene STUM, whose product is annotated as stum, mechanosensory transduction mediator homolog. The record is from RefSeq and is a predicted model, not a curated record. The coding region runs from base 352 to 777 and encodes 141 amino acids. Lineage: Eukaryota; Metazoa; Chordata; Mammalia; Dasyuromorphia; Dasyuridae. The transcript is spliced from 3 exons.
AAGUCAGGCUGGGGGAGGGGCAAUGAACGACUGUCACUGAAGUGUCACGCUGCCCUUUCCUUUCCUUCGCCUGUGUGUGAGUGUGUAUAUGUGUGUGUGUUGAAGCGUGUGUGCUCGAGAAAGAGAGUUCUCGGAGCAUCUAGUCCCCGGACCGAGAGGCUGGGCUGCUGAGCGCUUUCUCCAAGAGCCGGGUCGAGGACGCAGCAGCAGCCACCCUGCCCCUCGGCUCUCACCACCUGUGAGCUAGGAGGACCCCCGGCAGCGUGGACUGGAGGGCGCGUACAGCCCAUCACCUACCUCCCCAGCAGCCUCCCGUAAGCCCCUCUGCGUCCCAGGGAGCUCGUAGAAGCCAUGGAGCAUCCCCACAAAGAAGGGGAGACGGCGGCGGCGGCGGCGGCAGCCACAACGGCUGCAGCCGCGGACCCCCGGGGAGCAUCCUCGUCCAGCGGGGUAGUGGUGCAAGUGCGGGAGAAGAAGGGUCCCCUGCGUGCAGCCAUCCCCUACAUGCCAUUCCCCGUGGCAGUCAUCUGCUUGUUCCUCAACACUUUCGUACCGGGACUGGGUACCUUUGUCUCUGCCUUCACUGUGCUGUGUGGAGCCCGGACUGACCUCCCCGACAGGCACAUAUGCUGUGUCUUCUGGUUGAAUAUCGCCGCAGCACUCAUUCAGAUUCUGACAGCUAUUGUGAUGGUGGGCUGGAUCAUGAGUAUAUUCUGGGGAAUGGAUAUGGUCAUUCUCGCCAGCUACAAGGAACAGGGAAUCCCACAGCAGCUGUGAGCCUCAGAGCCACCAGCAGGGAGUCCAGAAGAGACUGUGUUAAGCAUCUUUGGGCCAAAGACCUUGGUGUUUUCUCUUCUGGUUUUUCAUGGGUUUGGUGUGGGAUGUUUUUCUUUUGGUGAGGGUUUGGGGAGGGAUUUUUUAAAAAAAAAUUAUUUAUUUUGAAAAACAUCUGUUUUUCUCAGCAGGCACUGGGGGUUGCUUCUCUCUUGUUGAAUCUUGAGAGAGCUGAAGACAAAGGCAUUGUGGGAAUGAGUAAGGGACUCUGAGAUAUGAAGAAGGGGGCUCUGACAGCAUACCCCAGAAAGCCCCCUGGGCUUUGGUAAAAGACCUAUCUCUGUGGAGGAUUUAGAUUAGUAAUUAUUGUAGGAAUAAAAAGCUAUUUCUCUUUCCUAUUGAUAGCAACAGAGCUGCAGAAACAGGUCAAGAAAUAGACAUAUAUUCAUUGUAAGUUAAGGCUUAUAGGAAAUUUUUAUGCUGGCUAUCUUGCAAAUGUUCCUGGCCUCCCAAAGAACCCCAAUUUGUACAUAGAUUCAAACUCUUUUGAUGGUGAUCAGAGGGCUUUCAUUUUCACCAGCACUAGAGGUGGGAAGGGUCUGUGACUUAAUUCAAAAGUCCCACUAGUGGGGCAGCCCUCAUCUUUGUCAAAUACCAGUCACAGGUGAGCCUCAGAACACAGUUUAAUGUUGAAGAAUGGCCAGGUGGGUGUUGUUUUGGGAGUUUUAACUCCUCCUCUCAGAGAUUCAGACAUGACUGAAAUACAGCUGAACAGUUCCCAGUCCCCCGUCUUCCUCACCAUACUCCCAACUAUACCAUAGAAAAGUGUAUAGUAUUGUGAUUUCACUUUUCCUAGUUAUCAUGGGCACAAUCCUAAUCUGAUUAAGCCAAGAGACAAUGCUCAGCUCCCUGCGGCCGUCGUCAGGGUGAGAGGACCUAUUCUCAGGGGAUCAUGGGAGAACCAAGUCCCUUCCUCAGUACUUUAAAUUAAAAAUCUUUAUACUCCAGCCUUAAUGGCAGCAAAGGAGGAGUCAAUGUUAGAUUCCAUUUGGCCUUUAACCAAGAUCCAAACUAUAGGGCAGUGUGAAGAGAGCAGGGCAUACUAAAGCGGGGAGCAUUCUAGUCCAUCUACCUAUCCACUAGGCCAAUUUUAUUCUCACUAGGGAAAGUAGAAUUUGGACUUUACCAGACCAAGUGUCUUCUUGGUACUUUUAGAUAGAACAAUUCAAUACAGUCAUCACCACCAUUUUUAACUUCAAGCCUUGACUUGUCAUUGGAUUUCCUUUUUUUUUUUUUUUUUCAUUUUUCAUUUUCAAAGACAGCCCCUGGAUUCUCUCUUUUCCUCCACCUGCCCCCCUUUCUCCCUCUAGUUUUCUGAAGGCGCCCUUUCUCUUUCAUUUCAGGAAGGAGUUGACCUGGGAUUGAUUGGUUGGGUUGGGCUAAACUGUUGUGGCUUUUGGUAAUCCUUGAUGGUUUUCUUCUCACCAAAUCAAUCUCCCUAACUUUGGGGUUCCAAUCUUAAGUCUUGUUUGGAUUCAACCACCUGCCUGAAUUUCUUUGUGCUGAAAAAAUUCUGCUUCAUCCAAGAAGUGGUCUACAGCCAUUAGUUCCAUGAAGAGCAUCCUCCAAGCUGAUGCUCAGAGUGGGCUGGUUGCUCUCUAGGAAGCUGAGUCAAGGAGAGAGGCCUCCCCCGUAAUCAGAUAAAACAGCUUCAGCUAAGGAAAAUAAUGGAUUGGUGCCGCCCACUCCCACCCUCCAGCCCACUCCCCUUCCACCUCAGACUGCUCUCGAGGAGGCUGACUGACAGUCCGGGUGGAGAGAGAGAAAGACCUCAGAUGGGGGCUGGCUGCCUCCACAGACAAGAGAGGAGGCUGGGAAAACUCUGCUUCCUUGGCCUUGGACAGGGGUAAGGGCUGAGGGGGUGGAGAGGAGACAGCAAAUCUUGUAAUCUAUGAAGGAAAAUUGAGCAAUCCAGCAAACAAGUAGGGUUUCACUGAGUGACAGGUAUCAUCAGGAGCCUGAGUGGGAUGAAUUAGCGCAGGCACUCAGUGAGCCUUAGUGCAAUUACCCAUUUGGCAGCCCCUGAAGACAGGCAGGUCUUUUUCCCAGGAGGGCUCCUUUUUGAAUCAGAGAAGUUAACCCUGCAAUAGAAAAAUGUCCAUGUAAUUGAUGACAAGGUAGUCCAGCACUGAUGCAGAAACUGUGAAAAUGUCUGCUACUGAAAUCCUCCUUAUUAGGGGGAUGUUACCGAAAGUAAUUCACUGAAGUCAGGUCAUCAUCCCAGGUCAUGAUCUCCAUUAGACAAACAAUUAUGAAUAUUUAUGUCAAUUGGAAUCUGAGCCAGCCAGGCAGCCUGCAAGAGGACCAGUCCAUUAUCAGAUAUGUGAGCUGAUUCAAAAUCAGAUUACUUCUAAGAGAAUAUAUAUACCUAGUGAGUAAAAAUACCCAGCUAUGAUUAAGCCAGGUUUUGAUGGUGCCAUAGCAAAGAACAUUCAGUUGUCUAGGAUUCUGAUCAAACAUUUUAGAUUGGUCCAGUCAUCAAGUCAGAAUCUAACAGAAUAGGAGACAUGACUGAUGGGGCAUCUCCUAGGCUUGGAGCCCUUUGCAUAUGAGAUAUCAGAUAAGUAAAUCUCAGGCUCAGCAAGGUAGGUGUUUGAGAUCGAGACAAUCAUUUUUAGGUUCUUAAAGGUCCCCUACUAUACACUGGCAAAAGAAUAUAUCAGGGAAAAGAGUAUUGACCUGCACAAUUCCUUAUGUUCCCUUUGGUGUAGAAACUCGAUUUUAUAUUACGAUACAGUAUGGAGCUGGUAUCUUCGUUUUAUGGAUAGGGAAUUAAGUCAUCUAAGGUCACAUGGAGAACAAUCAGCAUAAUGGACAGACACCUUGACUUUCUUCUAUGUCAUCAUGACUGUCUUUGGAAUGCUUUUAUUAAAUAUUCACAUGCAAGUGAUACAAUGCUAAAUGUUCAAAGAAUUUACCAAGACAAAGCAAAUGACUGCCUUUCCAGACUAUGCUACCUCAGGGUCAUUAGUAUUGCAAUUCUAGUUCUAUGCCCCUAUAAGGAAACUUCUCUCACUUCUCAAGGAAGAUUGUCCCGCUAUAUGAUGCUUUGUGAUUUAAAAAAAAAAAUCUAACUCAACAGUGACCAAAAAUUGUGACUGUUUCUUUAUUUCAUACAGACUAUGGUAGAUAUUACAUCCCCUAUCCAAGUCCCAUUUAGGCUGCAGAGACAGGUCAUGUCUGAGAAAGCUAGAUGUCAGCCACACUUAAAGGGGUCAUGAAAGAUGUAAUGAAAAUUGUUUCUUUCCUGCUAAUGCCCUACCACAGAAAUGCAUAGAAGAAAUGAGAAGGGGAUAGGAGAGAAGAAGAAAAUAAUGAGGACUCAGAUUUCUGUAGGAAAAGGAAUGUGAAAGAUAUUUUCUGGAAUGAUUCUUACCCAAUCAGAAGGGGAAAAAAUGGAAUGAAAUGAAAUCUUACCCAAUAAGAAUCAGAGUAAUAUUCAACUCAUUUCUUUCUCAUAUCAAGGACUAACUCUCUGCAACCUUCACUCAGAAAUCCCAUGUCAACAUUCAGUUUUCAGGACACAAGACAUAAAAUAAUUUUUCCCUCUAUUAACCAAAUUCUUAAAGAUGAAUUCUUGUCCUUUAUCCAAAAGUGGAAAAUAUUGACUUGAAAUUGGGAAUGGAUGGCAAUCAAUCAUCUGCCGCCUUAUAUUCUGCUUCCCAAACUCUCUGUGUCAAAGUCAUAGAAAGGAUGAGUUCAUUAAUAACUUUUAAAGCACUCUGUAGAUGAAAAACACUAUGAAGUUUGCGAAUCACAAUCUGGAAGAAAAGGAACAGCAUACUGACAGGAAACAGAAUUAUCCCCCCCAUCCCCAAUAUCUACACAAUUAACAUUUCUGCCAGGAGGGAACAAAGCAUGGAAGGCAUAAAAGCUUUCAGCCUAGCUAGAGAUCUGAUUUUCCUAGAGAUGGAAAUAUUUGUUUGAUGACAGGGUGCAGAGCUAUAAUUUAAGAAGGCAUCGAAUGCAGGAGAUCCAGUAAGAAAUUCUUCAAACUCCUGAGGUUUGAAGAGGAGGGAAAAACUUAUUGGAUGAAAUUGGCUUGUCUGGAGAUGGCUCAACCUUCAAUGUAUAUGUAUAUAGAUAUAUAGAUAUCUACCUGUAGAUAUCUAUAUAUAUCUACAUAUGUAGAUCUCUAUAGAGAUAACUAUAUGGAUAUAUAGAUUGUGAGCUAUAUAGAUAACUAGGUAUAGAUAUAUAGAAAUCUAUAGAUAUGUACAUAGACACAUCUUUCUUUUCAUUGGGACAUUUUUCCUCAAUAGUAUUUUUGUCUCUAGCACUUCCUGUCUGGUCAGGGUAAAUUUUGGGGACUUCACUCUGCUCUCGAGAGAUAAUGUUCUCCAUCUUUGCAGCCCCCUUUCUCUCUUUUAGGGGCAUUUGGCAAGAUGAAUUGUCAUGGUGGUGAGUGAGGGACUUCAGUGCACACCACCAUGUUUUACUAACAUUGUGGUGAAUGAGGGGCUCCAGUGCACACCACCAUGUUUUACUAACAUUGUUUUUAUUAUAUUAUUGAUGUGAGCAAAGAAAGACUCUUGCUUUGUAUAAACUGCUACAGGAUGUAUAAUUUAAAUUCAAAUUCCUGAGUUGGUGUGGAAGCUUUGUUUACUGUUAUUAUUAUUCCUCCUCUAAAUGUUUCUUUUCUUUUCUUUUUUUUUUUAACAUGCCUCUGCCACAGCUAAGGCACCAUUUAAACAGCCAGGCUUGAUACCCUGAGGGUGGAGACAAUUUGUGGAAGAUUCAAAAAGAGGUUCCUUGUCAGUUAUCUAGAUAGACUCAGUUCUUAGUUAUUGGGGUGACUGAUGGAUUCAGCUGAAGAUCAUAGAGGUCUAGACCCAAAGCUGAUUGUAUAUUUGGUCUCCUCACUGCCCCCAGAGAUUAAUUCCAUCUUAACAAGCCUUAUUUAUAAUGUCUAGUUGUAGACACAAUUCACUGCGCUCCAUUUCUGCCCAACUGAAAUAAAACAGUAUAAUUUUUCUUUCCCCUCUUGAGUUGGUUCUUGGAAUUAGAGAGCAUUUGUCCUAAGGAGAAACUUAACUCGGUGCCCAAGAAACUUUUUGGGUGGAAGAAUCAGACACAAGAUGGCGACCCCAUCCAAGAUCCUGUGAACAAUUGCUGUUUGACUCAGACCAAAAAUCUGCAAAGGAUUCUUCUCAUUAUCCUCCCCUGGGUCUAAGCACAUGUUCUAGGAUAGACUGAUUUGAUUCUGAAAUGAAGUCAGGGCUAUUAGCAAGCCACACAGACAUUCUGACGCGGAAGUCUUUUCUCUGCUCAACCCUACCCACUUAGCUACCUACAUUUUAUGUAUAGCCUGAAUAUGACUGAGGCACUAUUAGUAUCAAAUUCUGGCAUUUAGGUCUCACUGCCUAUAGGCUGUUUAAAGAUUAUUCUGAGAGCUAAACCCUUGUAAUACAAGUUAUUCAGUUCUGUUCUUCUCCUUAAGUCUUAGAGCUUCCUUGAGAAGAACGACUUAAAGGAUAACACUGUUGAAAGUUGAAGACCACAGAUAAAUUUACCAAUCCAACCCAAAGUGAAAGAAACACAACCAUUGAAAAUCCCACUUACUUAGAGGGAAAUUCCUAAUAGAUAGAAUCAGAUAAGAAGCAAAGUAAUCUCAGAAAUGUGAAUUGCAUAGGAAGAUGUAAUGCUUGGCAUUCAACAGAUACUUAAAGGAUAUGUUUGUCAAAGUGGAAAUUGGGAGAUCUGGGUUCCCAAACUAGUUCUGCUUCUACUGGGUAAGCCAUGGGAUACUUUGGUACAAUGGUACUUUGCUUUCCUGAAAGUUCCACUAAGCAUUAUUUACCCAUGCUUAAAGAGACUAGAGGAGCAAUCACUUUGCCAUCACCAAAGCCAUUUUCUUAGUCUCGUUCCAAUUCUUUUGCCCUGGACCCCUCAGGUCAAGUUUCUCUUGAAGGAUGUUUUAGGGGAAAGUAAUUGGGAUCAACUUGAAUUCUACAGAAACAGUUUUCCUAGCCCUUUUCCCCCCACUUCCUACCUGAGACUCUUUGAUUUGAUGAUAUUAUGUCUCUGUUCAUAGAUGGAGAUGCUUAUUUACCUAUUGAUGUCUUUGGUGGCCUAGGAAGCUGAUCUUCAGCUAUGUAGCCCAGGCCAGGCUAGCUUAGCUCAGCCUGGUCUAGAGAAGCAAUACAGUGGAAAUAGAACUUACUGGUCCUAGAGUCUCAGGAUCUUGAUUCACUUCCUAGCUAUUUUCCUUAACACCUGGUUUUACCUUUGACAAUAUACAUCUCUCCGGGCCUCACUAGUUUGCAGCAAAUAAACUUCUAAUAAAAACCUUCCAGAAUGGCUCAUCUCUAAUCCAGAUCAGAAAUAAAAGCCAAAUGGUCCCAGAACCCUCCUGAUGUGUAUGUUGGGUGGGGAGGGGGAAAGGGGUGGUGAAUAACAUGACAAUGACAUAGGACAGGACAGACAGUCCUGAGCUUCAUUCUUCUUUCUUGCAUGAAUUAUUCAUGUUGUGAUUUUUGUCCUGAAUUACCAGGGGCAGAACAAAUGGAUAGAUUUCUCCUUCCAGUUGUCCAUCAUUGAUGGAAUGCGAGUCCCAAGUAUAUCACUACUAUUCAUUUUUACAUGUUCUUUACUUCCUUGUUCACUCUUCUUCUCUACCCAAACAGGUGUUUUUGUUGUUCAGUCUGAUCUGAUUCUUCAAAAACUCUAUUUGGGCUUUUCUUGGCCUAGAUACUGGAGUGAUUUGUCAUUUCCUUCUCUAGCUCAUUUUACAGAUGAGAAGGUGUCUUGCCCAGGAUCACCCAGCUAGUAAGUGUCUGAGAUCAGAUUUGAACUCAGGAAGAUGAGUUUUCCUUCAGGCCCACUGUUCUGUGCACUAUGAUACCACCUUGUAGUCCAAACAAACAUGAACGUUGCUCUACUGUGUUACUGUUACAUAAAUAUUUCCAGAUGUAUCCAGAUGUGUCCAGCCUCUAGACAGCUCCAAAAAGAGUGUCUUUUGCAGCUUGCUAAGUCUCUCUCCAGCAUUUACUAAGGAUGUUAGCAUCUCAAAUACCUUCCAGUUGUGUUUCCAUGCUGUACUUCUUUUCUCUUGUAGCUCCACAGUCUGUGGGAACUUCCUCCAGCUUCCUUGUGAUUUAAAUGUAGUCUUGACCCUUUUCAGAUCUCCACUGAUCUCUUUGCCCAGGCUCUGCCUUCUCUAGAACUUCUCAGUGGGUGGUCCCAACCAAGAGAUCCCCUUUCAAGCAUGAUACUCUCAAAGUGGGUGCUAAGAAGAAUAUGGAUUCUAUUUUUUUUCCUGCUGCAAAGGCAGUCAUCUCCCUCCUGAAACUCUUUUUCAUCCUGGUAUCCAUUAAAGCUGCAUAGUGCAAGAAACAAGAAUUCUCCCUAGCUUUGCAAUAACCUAGGAACAGUAACCUAGAACAGGAGGGCAGGAGAAGUAGAUUCUGUUCCACUGCUUCCCAGCUGGCUACAGCUUGCUACACCUCUGAGAGCUUCUACCAUUGUCUUUAGGGGCAGUCUUCUAAGAAAACCAGAGGACAGCAGUUCUCAUUCUUUUUUGUACCAUGAACCCCUUUGGUGAUCUGGUGAAGAUUAUGGACUCAUUCUCAGGGUAAUGUUUUUAAAUGAAUAAAAUAAGAUACAUGGAAUUAUAAAGGAAAACAACUAAAAUGAAAUGCAAUUAUCAAAUUUUUUCUAAACACAAAUUCACAGACUCCAGAUUAAGAAUCCCUGCCCUAGAUAAAUGGUCAUUAUCAGUCUUAAGACUCUUUUCAUAUGCAGAAAUCCUACACUCAGCCAACAAAAAUUUAUUAAGUGCUUACUGUGUGCUUACAAUGUUGUACCCAGUGCCAAAAUGUUUUGUUUUGUUUUUUAAUUCACAGGGGUGUGUGGGUGGGAAGAGGGGGAAAAAAAAAGCAACACAAAAGAUAUUGUAUGCAUCAUACUGUAUUUAAAUGGAUAAGUAUUUUUGUUGUGACUUAGAAUGUUUCAGUACUGUGGUUGAUUUCAUUUUGUGAUUCUCUCUUCCCCACUCUCACUUUUUUCUGUUGGACCAAUUGCUCCAUAUUUACAUUGUCCUCAAAUGAGACUUGUUCUUUGACCCAUUGGGACUUAUCUCAACUGUCUGGACCCAAUGAGAAUUCCUCAACAGAUGUACACCUUCUCCCCAUCUCCACUUCCCCCACAGUUUUCCCAGACAUAUUUGUUGAAUUUCAAUCAUAGCCAACUAGUGAGUGCCAAUGGAUUGCCCUGAUCCUGAGUUCAAGGGGAAGAAGAAGAUAUCCACAUGUUUGCUUAGGGUGCCUUUGAGAAGUUUCCCCUUCCUCAGUCCCAGAUCUUGCUAACUACAGGAGCCAGACUCCUAGAUUGAAAUUCAUUUUGCUUUUACCUCCACAUGGGUUAGAGUUGGAAUUAGGACCCAAAUCUGGCAUCUGCUGUCACUCGCCAGCUAUGUGACUUUAGACAAGUUAACCUCUAUGGACCUCGAUUCCUCCUCUGUUGGAUGAAGAGGUUGCAUGAAAUGACCUCUCAGGUCUUCCUCCAUCUCUGAAUCAAUGAUUCUAUAAUCCUUGAUUGCUUCAUGCGCCUACAAGCCCGGGUGCCAGACUUCACCCCAGUGCCCAAGUCCAGUCUAUUUGGUGGUACCACCAGGAACAAGAAAGAAAGUUCUUCUGGACCAGCUGCUAUCCAGGCCUCUCCACAGCUCCUUCUAGACCUAUCAUGAUCAGACCCCCUCAUCCUGGCAGCUUCCCAUUUUUGGAAGGAUUCAAUAUGUUUUAGGUUUCUGAUUCAAACACCAAUUUCAGGAACUGUAAUGGGAAAUAUUUUGCAGUACAGAUUCCAAAUAUCUUGCAUAUAUCUCCAUGUACAUAUAAAUAAUCAUACCCACAUAUACAUACAUAUAUACAUAUGUUGCAUUAUAUAUAUGUAUAUACAUGUAAAGCAUGAUAUUUCUUUGUGCAAUUCAAGUUUUUUAAGGUCUAGAAGACAUUGCUUUUGGAAACUUUUUCUUCCUUUCCCUCUUUUCUAUGUAAUAAACAUUCAUGUGACCUUU